AAGUCUCAAGCUAGCCGUGCGGCUAGCCGGGCACCAUGACAGAGACGUCUUUGGGUGCUGAGAAAUGGCCGAGAUCGAUGUGUCAGUCUUCUCCAAGAUGGCGGAACUGCUUGCAAGACCGCUGUCACCAACUGCGAUGGAGAAAGAGGAAGCUGCGAAGAGUGGCAAGCAGGUGCCCAGAUCAAGCCAGGCCAAGGUCAAGCCACGAAAGAGAGAGAAGGCAGAACUUGCUUCGCAGCGGUCAAAUGACCCAGAGAAGGAGGCGAUAAAGGAGGAGCCCUCCUCCCACGAUGGAACCAAGGGCGGCAUCCUGUCUGCGGUCUCCGAGUUGAGUGGGCUGAACCAAGCCUGGAAGGAGAAGAUCAAGCAUCCCUCCUACCGGAAGGCCGGGCCUCCGAAGAUGAAGCGGCCGCCGGAGAUGGAUGAGGAGGAGCGGCGCGUGAAAAUGGAAGAGAUCAGCAACCUCGAAGUGCAACUCCAGGAGGCGAAGAACAUUGCGGCGGCUGCCAAGAGGGCUGCGCAAGCGGCGGAGCAGAUGGCGGAAGCAUCGGCCGCAGCUGUGGAGGCUCAGUCGGAGUCCGAAGACAGCCAGUCCACUCAAGGGCGCAAGAAGGAUCUCGACCCCAAACAGCAGGCUGAAGCCAGAGUGAGGGCGCGCAAGCGACAGGAAGCAAAGGAGAAGCGAGAUCGCGAGCGAAAGGAGGCAGAGGAGAAGCACCUGAAGCAGGCGGAACUGGAGGCCAAGGCCAAAGAGUUGGAAAGGCAGACGAAGGAGCGCGUGCAGGAGCGUUUGCGGGCGGAGAAGGCUCGGGAGAAGCAGCAGCAGGAGGAGAUGGAGCGCGAAGCUGGGCUCAAAGAGCAGCGGUCACGGCAAGUUGCAGAGGAGCUGAAGCAGCAAGCAAUGAAGCGCUUGGCAGAGAAGGAGCAGGCAGAAAAACAGAUGGCCGAAGAAGCUGCGAGGAUGGAGACGGAGGCCAGACGCCAGCAGACAGAAGAAAAUGAGGCCAAAGCCGAGGAAUUGCGCCAGAAGACGCGGCGCCGCGUGCAGCAGUACUCGCGGCAGCAGCGCGACCAAUGUAUGGCGCAAGAAGAGGCACGCCAAAGGAAAAUGGAAGAGGAGGCUGAGGCUUACGAAGACAAGGUCAUGCAGGCCAUGCGGAGCCAGGAGCGCGCGAAAGCCCGGGCUGCAGAGUUCAGAUAUCGGGAGAAGAGCGUGGAGAAGGCCCGCGCGAUGCUCCAAGAGGAGCAGCAUGCAAGGGAACAGGCAGCUGCUGAAAACGCUCUUCAGGAGCGACAGCGGAAGCGCCACUGGCGCGCGGAGAUUGCGCGUGGCUCCCAUCCCGAGCCUGCAUCUCGACCCUCGAGCUAUCCGCCUUUGGCCAGGCCUCCAAGGCGGGAAGCCCGAGCAGGCCAAAGUGCCGCAAGAGCUGUCGCCCGCGCUGGAAGUGGAAGCGCCAGCGCUGAGAGCAGCCGCGCCAGCACGCCAAAUUGCCCUGUGUGGGCUGUCGUGGAUCCCGACGCACCCAGGCCGCAAGCUUUGCCGAAAGCUCCGAAGAAGGUUCAGCAGCUGACCAGGGCAGCCAGCCAACCUCCGGCGAGGCCCGCGGAAGCUCCACGGGAAGCCCCACGAGGAAGUGGCGACAGCAGCCGGGCCAGCACCCCGGGAGCUGGUGACUGGAUCAUGGAGUCUCACGUGGAGGUGGCGCAGUAUCCAGAGCUCAGGUCCUUUCAGGAGGACCACAGAUCCGAGGAGGGUCUCUCCGAGCCGUCUUCUCCUGGCCGAGGGGCUGGCCUGUCCAAGCCCUGGAAGCAGAAGGCAAUCCAGGUGAACUCGGCAGACCACUACCUGGAAGCGUUAAAAGCAGCGCGUGGGGUGAAAGAAGGUUCCAAGAACACCCGGCCUGCGCCGGGAAGCAAAGGCCGGGCCUUUUUUGUUGCGGCAUGUCUCCCGUGUGGCAACCUUCCUUUGGCGUGCGCGAAGUGAGGAUAUGCCGAGCAGAUGCGACUGCGCGCAGAAGACGUAGAGGCCAAGCAGCGAGAGGAAGAAGCCCAGCGCAUGGAGAGAGGCUCUGCAGCACUGCAGAGAGUGCAGCAGCGGGCCUUUCAGGCAUCGCCCAUGAAGGCCCGCGCGGGUUGAGAAAAGCCAAAGGGUUGGCCUAGGGUGCAGGCCAAGUCGCGGCAGGCGCGACCUGCAUGAAACGUUUCACCGGCACAUGCUGUUGUUUGGGGCUUCAGUACAACAUGCCUGAAGCUGCCCAGAUGCAGCUUUGUACAUAGGAUCACCACAAGUCCCAGGAAGGAUGA
Effrenium voratum is the source of this 2304-nucleotide messenger RNA. NCBI's taxonomy places the organism in Eukaryota, Dinophyceae, Suessiales, Symbiodiniaceae. The record is from the annotation of a GenBank genome assembly.